Molecule: messenger RNA, 2385 nt
Organism: Pelobates fuscus (common spadefoot toad)
Lineage: Eukaryota; Metazoa; Chordata; Amphibia; Anura; Pelobatidae
Product: angiopoietin-2-like
Exons: 9
Coding region: 198-1691 (497 amino acids)
Source: RefSeq, a predicted model, not a curated record
CCGUGGGCUAGAGAUUCAAAGAGCUGUCUAAUUAUACCAUUGUAGGAGAGGAUACACAGAGCAUCACAGUGAGUGAAUGGACAUAGUAAAGUAGGAAAUCUUUUACAAGGAUUCCUUUACAAAAGCAGCUGUCAUUGAGCUGGGGUAACUCUGAGAAAGAGUUUAUUGUUUAUUGUAGAACCAACAAAUCUGCCACAAUGGUGAGGACAACCAUGGUCCAGCAAUUGUCCAGACAUUGUUUCCUUUUGAUCUUAGCCUACAUAGUGAUGGGAUCUCAAGUCACUGAGAAGCAUCACCACAAGAUCCAGCAUGGUCACUGUAGCUACACCUUCCUUCUCCCUGAGACUGACAGCUGUCAUCCACCUCCUGCUGACUUCCAGGUGUCCAAUUCUCUGCAGAGGGAUGCGCCACCACAGCCAGAGCACCUCUGGCCCACCAAAAGACUACAAGAGCUGGAGAGUAUCAUGGAAAAUAACACUCAAUGGCUCCAAAAGCUGGACAGUUACAUCCACGAAGGGGUUAAAAAUCAUGGUGGAGAUUCGCAUAGCUCAGCUGUACAAAAUCAAACAGCGACCAUGUUGGAAAUUGGCACCAAUCUAUUAACACAGACUGCAGAGCAAACAAGGAAGCUGACCAACGUUGAGACACAGGUUCUUAAUCAAACAACCAGGUUAGAAAUCCAAUUGCUAGAGAACUCAUUGUUCACAAACAAACUGGAGAAAGAAUUGCUGAUGCAAACUCAGGAAAUCAACAAACUGCAUGAAAAGAACAGCUACCUGGAGAAUAAAGUUCUGAUGAUAGAAGAAAAACACAAGGAGGAGAUAGCAGUUCUAAAGACAGAAAAGUUAAAGGUGGAUGAGCAACUCUUCAAACAAAGAGAUCUAAUUGGAGAACUGGGAGAGCAACUCACUGCAGCAACCCUCAACAACAGCAUGUUACAGAGGCAACAGGCACACAUCAUGGAAACUAUGGGGCACCUUGCCGAUCUGGUGUCCCAAUAUAACCAUAUCCCUGACAUACCUAAACAGGAGCAGAUGACUUUCAGAGACUGUGCUGAUGCUUACAAGGCUGGAUACAUUUCCACUGGAGUAUACACAUUGCGGUUACUGAACACUACAGACACUGUUAAUGCCCUGUGUGACAUGGAGACUAGUGGGGGAGGCUGGACUGUUUUCCAACACCGCAAAGAUGGAUCUGUGAAUUUUCACCGGGUCUGGAAGGAAUACAAAGAUGGUUUUGGUUCUCCAUCUGGGGAAUACUGGUUGGGGAAUGAUUUUGUUCACCAGCUAACAACACAAGGCGCCUAUGAACUGCGUAUCCAACUGCAAGAUUGGGAUGGAAAUGAAGCCUACUCUCUUUAUGAACACUUUUCGUUGGCCAGUGAGGAUCUCAAAUACAAGCUGCAACUUGGAGCAUACAGUGGGACUGCAGGAAGGACAAGCAGCUUCAGCCCCACAGGGACAGAUUUCAGCACCAAGGAUGUAGAUAAUGAUAGAUGCAGCUGCAGAUGUGCCCAGAUGGCAAGCGGAGGUUGGUGGUUUGAUGCCUGCGGCCCUUCUAAUCUAAAUGGCAUCUAUUACCCUGGUGGUCAUAGUACAGCCAAGUUUAAUAGUAUUAAGUGGCACUAUUGGAAAGGUCCUAGCCAUGGCCUGAAGACUGUGAGUAUGAUGAUCCGACCUGUAGACUUCUGAGGCAUGAACAGACUGAAGUCAUCCUUUUGUGAUUUAUGGCAAAAGGGCUACCAAUCAGUGAUUACCAUGGAUCAAGUCAAGAGAACUAGAAAAGCAUUGCUUCUGAUCUCAUUGGAUUCUUAAUGUCCAUGUUCAUUAAAUGCUAACUACGCCAACUAAGAAGGCUAGCCUGUGUAUGCAUCAUGGAAGACUAAGCCUUACAGAAUGCAUAAUUUGUUGCCUGCAAAAAACAAACAAAAAACUUUCAUUGUAAAAGUAACAUGAUUCGAAAACAGUCCUGCUGUACAGGUUCAAGAAGUUACUCAUUUGUAGCAUUAUCACCGUUAUUGGAAUGGUAAUUAAUCAUUAAACAAGAAAAUCCUUUAAAAUAAGAAUGGGCAUCUUAUAUAGAAAGAGCACAUCAUUGUGUUGCUGGUGUUAUGAUAUACUCUCACCAAUGAGCAAACACGUACUUAAAUCGUAAUCUUGCACUUUUAUUUUACUUAUUAGUCUUUAUCUAAACCUCGUGAAUUUAAAAUGUUCAAUGUCAUUUUAAUAUAGAGUUAACCAUUUUACAAAAUGCUGUGCAUCUGUAAGCUUCAUCUGUGAGAACCUUUCAUGCGUGAUCGUGUACGGAGAGCCAUUGGAUAUAAAUUUGUUCAGUAUAAUUUUUUUUUUCUGACUGGUUCAUAACAACAAUUUUUUCAUGACACUA